This is a messenger RNA of Porites evermanni, 12356 nucleotides long. The record is from the annotation of a GenBank genome assembly. NCBI's taxonomy places the organism in Eukaryota, Metazoa, Cnidaria, Anthozoa, Scleractinia, Poritidae.
AUGAAGAAUGAACCAGCUAGAAGACGCCUUGCCCGUAUAAGGUGUCUUCUAGAGAGUAUAAAGCGCAUUGAACAAGGAAAGAGCUUACCAUUACCGCUCUGUUUUGUCUCGUCGGAAGUGGAGUACGGUAGAGAAGAAAGCAGGAAUCCUUCGACAUUGUCCAUACGGAAGAAGCCACACAAAGACGCACAGUGCGUGGGAGAACUACCUUCUGCCUCUAAUCUUCAGGUGUUUGCAUCAGGAGAUGAAUUUUUUAACAAUGAUGGGUCUUGGAUAAAACUUUGUCAGGUAUGGGAGUGGUUAUUAGCUUAUAUUAUUAUGUACCCCGGAAUUGAUUAAAAAGCUCAAUAGUAUAGAAUAUUAUUGUAGUUUUAACCUUGUCCUUUUUGUAUCCAGGCCAUUCAAUAUAAUUAUAAUACGGAACAUGUUUUAAUAAUUCCUUUUUGCAAGUACUGUUUUUUAUGUCUGCAGAAAUCUUUGCAGAAGUACUGUUCGGGUAAACAAGCCAAAGACGGCUGGGUUCUUUCUGUACCUUAUGAUGCAAAACAUGGCGUAGGUGCUCCUUAUUUAAAACCUAUAGAUGUCAAGCCAUCGUCCAAAGAAAAAAAUAUAGCAGUUAAAUGGUAAAGUAUUUACAUAACUGCAGUAACUAUAAUUCAGAGAGGCCUUAUUAUAGAGAGCAUUGACACGAUACAGGCUGGUUGCUGUUGCAGAUCUAGCUACCAAUCCUUUCUGAUACAAUUGUCUGUUAUUAAUGUUAUUAAAAUAAUAUUGGACUUUGAAUCUGGACGAUAGAUGCUGGAUGUCUGUAUGCAGACUAUCUGUGGAACCAUUGACAGACGGGCAUCCUGUUUAGGGGGAGAAGUAAUAAUUUUUGAUACCAUUUACUACUAAAAACAACAAGCCCUAGACUGUUUCAGGCAUUCAGAUAGUAAGAAGUGGCAGAAAGUCAAAAAAGUGAGGAAAAAUACUGGUGGGACUGGGGAGAGUGACGUUUCCUCUCGUCCAUCUCUCUCUUCUCUCUACCUCCCUCGUUUUCGUUUUUUGCGUGCCACUUUUCACUAGCUGAAAGUCUGGAACGGGCUACACAAGCAUCUUUUUGACUCAAAUGGGCUUGUACACCAUUGCCUACUUAGUUACUUCCUACCCUCCUUCUUACCUACCUACCCACUUAUCUAUCUAACCACCCACCCACCGACCUAUACCAAUUUUUUGUGAGCGAUGUUUAACUCUCUACUUACCCACCCAUCCAUCCAACUACUCACUCAACCACCCAUCCACCCACCCACCUAUCUGCCUACGUAGUUACAUUCCUACCUAUUUACCUACCUACCUACCUACUUAUCUACCUAUAUAACUACCUACCCACCCACCUACAUACCUAACUGUUAUCUACAUUCCAACUAACACACCUGCCUAUCGAAUUCUGUCUUAGGGAAACAAUAGAAAAUGCAAUGAUACAAUUUAAAGAGGCAAUGGUGUAGAUGAUCUUUCAUAUUUUUAUAUCCCCUUUAGUUGGCAAGAUGCAGUGGAAAUAUGUUAUUCUCUCAGAAUUACUGACCCACCCUCCAUUGAGAGAUUUGCAGACAAAGAAGCUAUGCAUCAACUGAGCUCUCCUCCAUUAAAGUGGAGUCUAGAUGCAGAUGAAGAGCUAGCCAAAUUUAUGGCUGAACAUGUUAAUAAACAUGAGGCAUCUCUCGGGAAUAUCAGUAGAUAUGUUGAGUCCAUUCAAGUAUCUUCUGUAAGUCUGUCAUUGUAAUUCCAUGCAUGUUGGAAAUUUUUUAAUGGACAAAAGGAGUUCAUAUGUUGCGCUAAAAGUCUGUGAUUCAAGAAUCCGCUGCUGGUUUUGAACAGUGUAGAACUACAACACAACGAAAAACUAAACAAACAAAUGAAAAAAGCAAAACACAUAAUCAACCCACACAACAUAAUGAUUAAAGUAACCACUGAUUAUCGUGCCAUUAAGUGGUGAGUGAGGUAGACCAUUACUAUGAAAAAGGUACAAAGCUUCAUGGAAUCACAACAAGGGUCUAGACCUUCUGGCUGUCUAUUAUUCCUGAGAUAACAUCAGUCAGUUGUCAUCUCAACAGUCAGUUGAAUACAGUUGCUGAUAAAGAUUAAGUGAUUGGAAUGUAAUAUUUGAACUUUAAAACAAAAUAGUGUUAAAAAAGAGUAGUAGCAUGCAGGUAAACUGAAAAUAUUGCUGUGUUUUUGUGGAAUUGAAGGAAGAAGAAUCCAAAGAUGCCUUGACAGAUGGUGAUCCAGAUACUUACUGGGAAACAGAUGGCAGUCAAGGCAGACAUUGGAUUAAACUUUUAAUGAGACCAGGCACUGUUAUAAGGUUAGUAAAUGAACAAAUCAAAUUGAAACCUUUAUUUUUAUUCCUUGUUCUGGAGUAUGAAUUAUAGUCAAACCUUGACUAACUACACUUUGCAAAGGCCAUUUAUCCUUGUUUCAGCAGAUGGAUAGUUUCAAAACAUUCUCUAAGAACAUUGUGAAACUUCAUCCCUCUUAUUUUGAUUUUUCUUCAAUAGUCACUUAUUCUCAAGAUAGCCAUUAUAUUUUGGUUUCAUGACUCUAGUUUUAUAACUCACCAUUCAUGUUUUAGCCAGCACAUUUGUUUUCAACCUAACUGUUGGUGCAGCUGAGUUUUAAAUCACAAUCUGUUCCUCUGCAGGUGGGUUCUUUGCCAGUUGAGCGGGCAGCAUUUUUUACGCAUUCAUCCACCCAAUAUUCUACACAUUACUCAAAUGUUUUCAUUGUUUUUAGACAACUUUUUAUUGGUGUUGAUGCCAAAGAUGAUAACUAUAUGCCCCAUCAUGUUGUUGUCAUGGGAGGUGAUUCACAGUCAAACUUGAAAGAAAUCGGUGAAGUUUUUAUUGAAUCGUAAGUUGUUAUCUAUAAUUUUUUGUUUCAUUUACAACUGAGUAAUAGAUGUAAAAUUUUUAAUUCAGAUUUUGAGAUUUUAACUGUGACCACUCAAUCACUCUUCUUGUUUAAUUGGGAUUUUUUUGUUACUUUUUUUCCUACAGGACUGUUUCUGGAGAUGUGUGUGUAGCAAAGGGAGUGGGUCAAUACUAUAGCAUAAUUCAAAUCAGAAUUAAAGAGUGCAAGGGUAGGCUCCAAAAUGUCUGCUUCAUUUAAUCCAUUUUUAAUGACUUUGACAGCACAGAUCUGUAGACAAUAGCCUGAAAAUCACCUCUAGACACUUGUUAAGAAAAUCCUUUUAGCUUUAACAGAUUUAUUUACAUCCUUAUGUGCCUCAUAUUUGUUGAUAGAUGAGGGCAUAGAUACCCGCAUUCAUAGCAUCAAGUUAAUCACAGAGAGUGAAAGAGAACCAGGGCUUAACAAGGAUUUAUUUACCUCUUCUGAACUUGUAAGGUAAUAAUAAAUUUUUCAAUUGUGUAUUAAUUUUUUGUUGAUAUGUGAAUUUACCUUGUUAAUACUUACUGUGUGAAUAUCUAAAAAAGUGAUAAUAAUAUGUACUUCCUCCAUGGUUGGUUAUUGGAAUCUCUUAAGGUUUCCAAAGCCAUAAGUUAAAAGAUACAAAUGAAUGUAACUUUAAUUAUUUGAGGAGUUUAGUGUGAGGCUAAACCAAAAUAAAAUACUCAAAUAAAUGUUUCUUCCUCAUUUUGUACAUUCUUACUUCAAAUUAACAGAUUUAUCAGCAUGAUCUAGAACACGGAGGGUCGUGGGUUCGAAUCCCAUCUGGGGCUCAGAUUUUUUUCUGUGUCCUCUUAUGGUUGAUUCUUUACAUCUCCCUUUAUUUCCUUUAUAAUAUUGAUAAUAGAAAGAGAAUGAUAAUAAAUUUGCAGCAAAUGUCUUGUUCUUGAAGGUCGUUUGAAUACUUGUGUAGAAAUAAAAAAUAAUGAUAACGGUUUAUUGAUGACUUUUUUACAGAGUAGCUAUUUACAUUCAUCAAGACUAUCUAACUAAUGAAAUAUAUUUAUACUUGUGUAAUAUAGAUAAAAAUGAAAGUACAUGUAGGUAUAUAAAUAUAUUAAAAAAAUCUGCGGAGGGAGGGGUGGUGGGAGGGAGUUUUAACUCUUAUUAUGUGCUCAUUGUCAACUUUAUUAUCAUUUACAGGUUUCCUAAACUAGACGCUGUUGAUCCAGCCCUGCUAUACAGAAGGGCACAAGCUUUGCUCAGGUAAACUGUGCUUGCAAAUGAGGUAAAAGUUGACAAAAAUGAAAGAAAAUUAGUGAUUGUAAUAGUAAGAGUAUAUUUCUUUUUAGAUUUACCGAGCUACUGGACAGUGUUUUACAUUAUUUACUGCCUUCUUGGAACUACUCAGCUGGAUCAUUUAAAGACUUAGAGGUAUUAUAAACAUUGUUUGUUCUCACAGAAAUGGAAAAUGUAUAAUGUCAGUGUUUUGUGUUGAAUGUUAUGUCAUCAUUGAGGCAGUUUAACAGGUGAAAGAUCAUGAUCUAAAAUGAUCUUUCAUAUGUUAAAUCUUUCUCCUGCAGUUCAGUUGUAUGUGUAAACACAGUUUGUUUGUUCUGAAAUCAGAAUGGUAUGAGUUUUGUGAUGCUCUUCUAAACAGAUGGGACAAAGACAGCAUUUAGUCCAUGGGGACUGAGUAUUAUUCCUUCGCUUAUCAAGUUAUUUUGUUGUUUUUUCCACAACCUAGAUCACGGUGUUCCAGCACCUAGUACACUUAACUUGUAAUAUAGUUAGUUAGUAUACAGUAGCAACAGUAUUUUUACCAGUUGCAUAAUACUUUGUUUUCCAAGCUGUUGCUGCUAUUUAGGCCAUGUUGCCAUUCUCUGGCAGGUGCUUCUUUUAGUAAUUAAUGUCACAUAUAUUUGUUAUUUCUAAUUUAGGCCAUUCGUCAGCUUCUUCCCUUGUCAAAGCACAGAACCAUGUUGAUUGACAAAGUUAUCAGAGAAUCUCAAUCCAGGUAUGGUGCUUUUUGCUAAAACACAGCUAUGCUCCAAUUCGAAGAAGAAUAUGCUGGUUAAGCUUAGCAUUCCAUGCAAGAGGAAUGGCAUUACUUUACAACAUUAAUUGUAGAUGUCAAAUCCUAAUUUUUCCCAAUUUCCUAGCCCUCCGGCACACAUGCCAAAGCUGUUCAUUAACAGACGCUCAGCAGCUGAACACAGAGCAGAUCCAACACAAGAUCCAGAUGCUAAAUGCUCAAUAUUUAAUCAGGUUAGCAUUCAGUCUUAUAUUCUCCCUUCAUAUCACAAGCAUGUACAAGAGAAAUAGUGCAAAAGAAUCUAGCAGUUUUUUAGCGGCGACUUGGGUCCUCAUUCCAAGUACCCCUUUUAUCUGAAUUCCAUUUUCAGGUGGCAUCAGUAGUUGUGAUGUUGGUCUAAAUAGGGAGCUUAAGCAACAACAACGGCGACAGCUACGGCUACGAAAACAUCAGUAAAAAAGUGUGUUUCUACUGCUUCAAACUUAAUCACACGUAUUCCAUCUUGUUCAAUUCCUCAAAAUUAAUGUUGGUGAAUUUUUCUAGAGUUGAAUUCUAAAGGACUGUAUCAAAUUUCAGAAAAAGAAAAAGAGGGUCAUUGUCGUGAGUUCACAUACUCCAUGUAAUAUUCUAUUGCUUUUUUGCCGUUCUCGUUCUGGUUGCCAUCACCAUUGUCAUCACUUAAGGUCCCUAACAUCAAACAUUAGGGUGUAAUGGGACUAAGACAGCCUUUAUCCUAGGACAAAGUUUUACAUAGACUGAGUAUUUAAUCCCAUUUUAGCUUAUCAAGUUAUCUACUUAAGAUCUACACAGUGUUUUUAUGAUUUAGCCUUUUACUCUGCCAGUAAAAGCACAUUGUUCAUUCUUGUAUAAAUUCAGGUCCCAGCGUCUAGAACAUUUACUUGCAAGUUAUUCCAGCCAGCAUAGUACAUUAGUAGCAGUAUUUACCAGUUUUUCAACGGAUGUAUUUCUUUGAUCAUUUUUAUUACUCUCAUUUUCCCUUCAGCUUUAUGAAGGUUUGAAGCAAGAAAAAUGUGGGGUAAAGUUGGAUUACAGGUAGGAUACAGGUGUAUCUCUCCUCUGCAAUUUAUGUUGUACUUUCUCUGUAUUCCCACAGGAUUACUCAAGCCAAGUCAGGAUAGGAGCAAAUGACAAAUCAGUAAAUUUUCCUGUACCAUUGUUUUGUAGGUGGUCUUCUCGAUAUGACCAAUGGUGGGAGUGUAAAUUUUUGUCUGAGGGAAUCAUCGAUCAAGGUUAGACAGCCUUUGACCACGUGUUGUCACUUUAAGGUUGAGUUUAUGGACACUUUACCAUACUUAUCAUACCCCGGUACCUUGUGCUUGCCUCAAGAACCAGGGGUGGCGUAAGGGGUGGCAAAGACACUUUGUUAUACUUGCAUGCAGCACCAUCUCUUGUCAGAAUAUUUAAAGACAUUUGACACUACUCACGUAGUAAUACUGUAAUCUUUCAGGUGGUGGCUUUAGAGACUCCUUAGCAGAUGUUGCUGAAGAGCUUUGUCCAAGUUCCACCGAUGUUCCUAUACCUCUACCUUUCUUUGUUCGCAGCCCCAAUCAGGUAAUCCAAAUCUUAUUUUUCCAUACAUAUGAUCCAUUAGUGAGGUUAGUGAGGCUGGUUUUAACAUCAGCCAAAGAAUGCCAAAACUCUCGUCAACAGAAUCUGUUUUCAGAUUGGUUCAUUUGUUUGUUAUACUAAAAAUGAAGUUCUUCCCCUCAAUAUAAGGAUUUGAAUGAUUUGCAUAAAAGGAGUUAAUGUGGCUGUUCUGCAUCAAAGUGCAAACAGACUGAUAUUAAUGCAUUAAUAGUCAACUGCAAAUUGUAACUAUAUUCAUGGUAGGAUUAGCUUAUUUGGUAGUGAGCUUGGCUGCAGAGUCAAAGGGUAUGGGUUUGAUUCUGAGGGCCAGACCAAAACUCAGGGUCUUAAAAUAACUGGGAAAUGAAGGUAUUCCCUUUGCACUGCAAGCGACUACCUUGGCAUCUCUCGGAUGGCCACGUAAAAUGGCGGUCCUGUCUCCAGUUAGAGACAUAAACACUGUGUCCCAAAUUAGUACCUUUGUGCUAAAUACAUAAUUUGACAUGCAAAAUAAAUAGAUUGGUUUUUUUUGUUUCCCCAUGCAUAGUAACAGACAAACCUUUUUCCUGUUAAAUUUUGUGUGUUUAGCAUCUAACUCUCCUCUCUCUUUGUUUCUUAGCUGCAUGAUUCUUCAAACGUGAACAGAGAUGCAUAUGUGCCUAACCCUUCAUGUAAGCAGUUCAGCAAGUUUGAAUGGAUUGGCAUGUUAAUGGGGGCAUGCUUAAGGAGCAGCAAAGAACAUCUGGUAUGAAGUAGUCUUUGGUUUUCCUAGUUGACCUUGUGACCAGCAAAAUGAAAUUCUCCAUUUUCAAUGAAUAAUAAUCCCAGAAUCAGUUAUAAAACAAGUCCUGCAUUUCCAACUUUUGGAUCUGUAGAUGGAAUUGUUCGUGUAUGGUCUGACCACUCAAAGAAAACAUUUUUGGCAGUACCUUCGUGUUUAUGUCACUCAGAUUUGUUACUCUUGCUACCUCUACAAUAAAUGUCUGGCAGUGUCAUAAACUGCAUGUGCAGCAGAAUGUUAAACUUUGCCUCCUGUAACUACAUGACUAUAUAAAAGCUUUAUUUUCAAAAUGAAGGGGAAAUGAAGGGAGGUUGAAAUACUAAAUACACUUCACAAACUAAGGGCGCUAACUGUGUUGUUAUAAUUUUUUCAAGGUUCUUUCACUUCCGUCAUUUGUCUGGCGACAGCUUGUUGGUGAAAAGGUCACCUGGUCUCGUGACUUCAUGACAAUAGAUUUGGCUCAGGUGUGUGUAUACUCUGCUACACAGAUGUUUUUAGUGCGGUCACACAACACUCCUCCCCAGUGUUGCCUGAUGACACUAAAAAUAGCUGUGUUAAGCAGACUAGUGUAUGUACAGAAUUGUUUAGUUGCAUGAGUAUGGCUGUAGGUAACAGAAACUGUUGGUGUUUAACCCAGAUAAAUGAAACCAGGCCUUAUUUUUUUUACACAGAAAGGAGUUGUAUUAUUGUUAUUAUCUACUUGUUUACUUCCUUCCAUGCCACCAGGUCAAGUUACUUGAAUCGCUAGAGUCAAUGGAUAAAGAUUCAUUUAAUAUGAAAUUUGGAGGAGUCCUCACUUACACGACGGUAGGGGCUGACUUGUGUGAAAACACCAAUCUUGAUUCAGAUAUUUGACUCAGGCAUACUGACUGACUAAGUGACCGACCGACCCAAAGACCAACUCUGACUUACUGAUUGACUAACUGAUUGACAGACUGACUGACUAAUUGGCUAACUGAUAGACAGACAGACUGAGUGAGUAAUGGACUGACUGAUUGAAUAGGUGGUGAANUACACAGAAAGGAGUUGUAUUAUUGUUAUUAUCUACUUGUUUACUUCCUUCCAUGCCACCAGGUCAAGUUACUUGAAUCGCUAGAGUCAAUGGAUAAAGAUUCAUUUAAUAUGAAAUUUGGAGGAGUCCUCACUUACACGACGGUAGGGGCUGACUUGUGUGAAAACACCAAUCUUGAUUCAGAUAUUUGACUCAGGCAUACUGACUGACUAAGUGACCGACCGACCCAAAGACCAACUCUGACUUACUGAUUGACUAACUGAUUGACAGACUGACUGACUAAUUGGCUAACUGAUAGACAGACAGACUGAGUGAGCAAUGGACUGACUGAUUGAAUAGGUGGUGAACAGACUGCCUGACUGAUUGAUUGAUGGUCUGACAAACUAACUGAGUAACCUAACUGCCCGACCGACUGCCAGACAGAGAGAUAGACUAUUUCAUCAUCUUGCUAGCUGAUCAACAGUCAGUCUAUCAAAAAAUUCUGAAUGUACUGACAGACCAAAUCUCUAAAAAGUGAUUGUGUUUGGUUGUUUGUUUUCUUUGACAGGUUUUAAGUGAUAACACUUUAAUAAACCUUGUGCCUGGAGGAGCUGACAAGUUCGUUGAUUAUGAAGAAAGAACUGAGUACAUAAGGCUAGUGCGAAACUGCAGGAUGGCUGAAGGAAAAGCACAGGUAUACAAAUUUCCAUAACCGACCCUGGUUAGCCUGUGGACAGGCCCUUUUUGUGGGAGGGGUAGGACGAAGAAGUGGAGAAAGCACUAACAAGUCGGCGAGAGGGAAAAGGGAAUUAAGUACAAGGGGGAUGGAAGGGAGAAUUAUUCCCCUGAGAGUUUACUUCUAUCUUCGCCUACAAGCAAGAUUCAACUAUAACAGGGUUCUUACUUCCGUUAGCAUGCUCAUCUAUUGCUUAACAGCCGAUGAAGUUACGAGUUCCUGCAGCCAAAUUCUUGUAUCAAGCCCACUUUUAGCGAAAACGUUUCGCCUACUUCAUUCGAUGUAUCGGGUCGUAAGGAUUCAAAAAACCAGAAAAUAUCCUCCACCUUCGGCUUGUAUUACAAAAUUAUACUUGCAGCUUGUUUGUCAGGUCGUAAAAUGAUCACUGCGAACUGUCUUUUUCUUUUCAGAUCGAGGCAAUUAGGCGAGGCUUGCUUAAAGUUCUUUCCCAGGCUGUGCUCGACCUUCUCACUUGGCAAGAACUGGAAAGAAGAGUCUGUGGUGACCCUGAGCUUACGGUUGAAGCGUUGAAGAAAUGUAGUAAGUAUGACCAUAAGAAGACGGUCAUCGCAGAUGAAGACGCAACUUAUGAAAUUGUAAAAAGAAAACCGGCUUGUGGAGAUUGGAACCCUGCCCUCUGCGAUACCGGUGCAGCGCACUAACCAAUUAAGCUAGCAAACUAGCGCGGAGAUGGUCAUUAAAUCGGUGAUGAAAUGAUGAAUAUGAAAUACACCCCGGCAUCGCAGAAGUCAGGGUUUCAAUUGAAAGAGAAACUCCUCCCCCCCGCCCCUUAAUCCGGCUCACUGCUAUCAAUUUUGUUUGUACAAGAAGACAUGUUUCCGUCUUCUUUCAGUGCUCCGCGCAUGCACUCAUUCUUAACCGUUUGUUUUUUUUUGUUUUUUGUUUUUUUGUAGUGCAAUAUGAAGAUAUUUCCGAAAAUGACAAGCGUGUGAAGUUUCUUUGGAAAGCACUUGAAAAUUUUACAAACGGUAAGCUCCGCCUUUUUUUCUUUGUUAACGUAGUUUCUGCUAUGGAUGUAAUAGGAAAGUCGUGAUAUUCGGGAGCGAAAAUCUAACAUAAAUUGUUCAUUUAGACACGUUUAUAGAAAGAUUACCUGUAUCCAACAUAAAAAUCAGCGGAAGUUCGCCAGCUUGCCACCGGAAAUCUCGCUGGCUUAAUAACUUGGACGUUGUCCAGUGAUCUCACCUAAGACCUUAGAAAUCUACGAAAUUUUCAGAAACGUUCGAGUGAUAACUGUCUGUCAGAAAUCCCUGUAAGUAAUCGAUGUGUAAUGUUUUUCUCAUACCUGGAUGAUGUAUUGCCCCUCCAGAAAGUUGUUGAGGCUAACACAACACUUUACAUGUUCUUAUUUUUUCCCCAGAUGAUCGUAGCCGUUUUCUUCGUUUCGUGACCGGAAGAAGGAGACUUCCAGCACCGCUCUACAUCUGCCCAGGAAGAAGGUGAGGGAAAUCCACUACAAACCACAUCAAACAACAAUAUAAUAGCUUGUGAAAUACUAAAAAACUAACGUCACCACGUGAAAGCUGUGACAGAGAGGUUUCAUAUGAAUAGUCACAUCACAGGAUUUCAUCCACGGACUCGAAAGAUAGAAUUGCAGUAUACGUCUGUAUGACUCUUAGUGAAAGAAAAUUAGCUUUAUGGGAAAGUAGUCUGUGUACAGACGCCCCCUCCCCUCCCCUCAAAUACACAGACUACAGGAAAGUGUCGUCACCAAAUUAUGUGUUUAUCGUCAAUUUUAUCUCAUUUCAGUUCAAUCAAAAUAGAUUCUUUACCUGAAGCAGCCACGUGUUCCAGUACUCUGUUUCUACCGGAAUAUUCAAGGUAUGUAACAUGAGGAUGUACUUUAUGCUAUUGCAGAGAGUGAAGGGAGGGGUGGGUGAGGGUUAGAAUUACAAAAGCAACUGUGUGUCUUUUUAAUGUAAUAUCAUGGAUGAGCGUCCAUAGGACGGCUGGACACCUUUCUGGCAAAACCUUGCUGCUUGCAAUCCCUCAGAACUGUCGCGUGGGCGAACAUGUCGCUUGCUCGCUCGCGAUUAACAUGCUCGCCCUAGGGACUGCUAGCAGUCCACCAAGAAACUAAUAUGAACAGAAUACGGAAAAUUUGAUUAACGGUAAACUAAUUAUGCAGACCUCCAACGCAGCAGCAAUAGCCUUUGAUUUGUUAGGGCAAGCCUUUGAAAUACAACUGUUUUUUUGAAUUGCAGCGCCAAAGUAGCAGAAGAGAAGAUUCGUUACGCUGCUUAUAACUGCUUAGCGAUAGAUACCGAUGUAAGCCCUUGGGAGGAAUGACCGAGUUCCCGAGACAGCUUGAUCGUUAAUCGACGGUCGCACGAAAAGAAACGAACACUUCCGAAAACCACAAUCAAUGAAGCGUAUCUCCAGGGCUGUUUAUCGUAGGAAUAGAACUGGCGGGAAAACGAAUGAUGAUCCUGUGGCCAAUCACAACAAGCUUUGACGCAAAUGAACCAUCAGAUCGCAUCAAAAAUGUAACCGGAUCAAGCGCGGGAAAAUUCGCGCGACCGGGACGUCUGUGGUUUUAGUUUUACCCCUGAUAGGCUAAAAAAUUAGCGGGAGAUUCUUAGCCAAUCACAAAGCGUUUACCUUGUCAAUCAAAUGCAUCAUUACUAUUGACUCUGUUGAAAGCAGCUCUCUCUAGGACGUCAACAUCGUUAUCUUCCAAUCAUUCUUUUCGUGCCCAGUCGCACAAAGGGCGCGAAAUGACAUAAUUACAACCCUGUUUUUUUUUUUUUUAAUGUAACGCUAAGAGCAAUCAUUUAUGAAUGAAGUUUAUUGUUUAGAUACUUUUAGAUUCGUUAUGUUUUCAGUGAAACUUUUGAUUGCCUCGCUGGAGGCACUUUAAAGUUUUCCCUUUUAAGGCGGAUAGUUCGUCUGCUUGAUUGAUGCCCCAGUUAAUAAUUCAACCCGCAUAAUGUACAAUUGUUUCAAUAUAUUUUCUUAAUCACAAAUUUUAUAUGAAAUGUUGCAUAAAAAGAUACUAUAUUACUAGAUAUAUGCAAUUUAGAUCAUUCCAAAUAAAUUAAAUGUAAACCUCUAUACAGGCAACUUUUUAAUGUCUGUUCUGAUAACUGCUUGUUGCCUUGCAUAUCAGGCACUGGUUGGCGAGGAGCACUUUCGAGAACACUCGCGCGAAGGGCACGUGUUUGAAAUCCUUGUUAUGUGCUUGAAGCACACUCCUAUUCAUUCCACUUAUGCUUUUAUUGACAGUUUUUACUAUGUUUGAUUGUGCGCUCUUCACAUGAUUGUCCUAAAACCUACCUCCUUUUCAAUUGUUAGUGUAAUGUACCCUUUGCCUACACGGGGC